AUGGAUGAUUUGAAAUAUAUAUGUUAUAAUGAAGGUUGUUCCUCAUUACAUAGAACUAGCUUCUUCUCAUCUUUGAAGGAUAUGAACUUUUCUGAUUGUGAAAAUUUUAGGGGAUGGCAAAAGGAAGCAGAUGUCAAUAAUGUAAUCGGUAAUGAAAUGCAUCAUUCAUUGCCUCCAUUUCCUUGCCUUUCAUAUAUAAUAAUUCAAGAUUGUCCAAACUUGAGUUCCAUGCCUACGUUCAGUCUCGUGGAGCGCUUGGUUUUGAAGAAUUGUAGCACGAAGCCAUUGCUAGACAUUGUAAAAGCUAGCAUAAGUGGAUCGUCCGCAACACAAGAUUCAUGUCCUUCUCUUUCUAAGCUCAAGUAUUUAGGGUUUCAAGAUAUGGACGUAGAAGCUUUACCAGAAGGGUGGAUGCGAAAUCUUACCUCUCUCAAGAAUCUUUCUAUUGGUGGCUUAUCAAGUUUAGUGAGUGUGUUUCGUCAUAUGCAACAUCUACCUGCUGAACUUGAACAAGUCACUUUUCAAGGCAUUAAUAACCUUGAUCCAUGGAGCGUUAAUGAGGGUUUUAGCACACUGUGUCAAGCACUUCAAUGCCUUCGUUCUCUCCAAACAAUCAACAUUCUCUUCUCGGAAAAUCCCAGGACUCUAACUGACUGGAUCUGUGAUCUCCGAUCGCUACAAUUUAUCGUCAUUCAUAAUUGUCAAAAUCUGCAAUCAUUACCUGACGGAUUACAACGCCUUGUUAAUUUACAAUCACUGCAAUUGAAUGGAGAUCUACUUUUAUUGCAAAAAUGUGAGAGAGGAAGAGGUUCAGAAUGGCCCAAAAUUUCUCACAUCCCUAGCAUAUGGAUUAAUGGCUAUCAGAUAUGA
Prosopis cineraria is the source of this 870-nucleotide messenger RNA. RefSeq names its product putative disease resistance protein RGA3. Gene Ontology annotation, biological process: defense response to fungus. The coding region runs from base 1 to 870 and encodes 289 amino acids. The record is from RefSeq and is a predicted model, not a curated record. NCBI's taxonomy places the organism in Eukaryota, Viridiplantae, Streptophyta, Magnoliopsida, Fabales, Fabaceae. The transcript has a single exon.